Molecule: messenger RNA, 1932 nt
Organism: Prorocentrum cordatum
Lineage: Eukaryota; Dinophyceae; Prorocentrales; Prorocentraceae
Source: the annotation of a GenBank genome assembly
CUGGAGUCUGCGAUCAAGACCAACGGCCUCGCCUUCAAAGGAAAACCGUGCACCGCUGCAACCGUCGCGGCGCUGAGAGGUCUGCAGCCUUUCGUCCUCGACGGCGCCUGCGGUUCGGCUUUUGCACUGGCCGCGGCGCAUUGCCCAGAGCUUCGCGAACCCGCGCUUCUCAUGAGGAUCGGUUCCGGCUGCUCCGCGAGGGGUGUCUCUGGCGCCAUGGCUAGGGGGUAUUUCGUUUUCAUCAUGAACAGCUUCCGCAUGGCCCGCCUCGCGGGCGAUGUUCCGAUGGGCGAGAGACUGUCCGUUGGCCGAGUCGUCGGGCGCGAGAAAAAGACGCCAGCGAUGCCCCGCGCGUUCCUCAAGAAAAAGGAGCUCGUCGAGUACAUAUUCCACGAGGUGUCUCUCAUUGACAAGGAUAUGCAGAAUGGCAUGGCCAAGUUCACUCCCUCUGUUGCGGAUGGGCUCGUGGCUUCGCACCGGGCGUUCGAGUCAGGCGGCGGCGCUGACGGGAUGGACGCGCUGUUUGCGCUCAAAGUGGCUGAGUAUCUUAGCGGGGUGGAUGCCAAGGCGAAGGCGAUGAUCUACGUCGCGUGGCCUGCGUGGCCUGGCGCUUUCGACGACGAAAUUGCCGACCUAGCCUUGCAGGAGAUGCGGGACAGCACGCCUGGGUUCUUCUGGCACACGUACCUCGACGAGACCAGCCAGCAGGUGGGCGCCGAUUACCGCGCCUUCGUGGCCGCGUGCACCAGUGGACCGAUCCCCACCGCCCCCGAGCUUGAUCAAAAUCUCGGCCUGUCGGGGAGUUCCGAGCUCGGGGAGGAGCAGAAAAAAGAGCUUCAGGAGCUCCAGGAGCAGCUCAGGCAGCUCCGCAGGCAAACUGUCAUGCUCGUAUCUUUGCCGGCUGUCGGCGCUGCCUUUGGCGCGGAGUACGCAGCGCAGCAGAUGCAGAGCGCGUGGGGGGCGCUCAGCCUUGGGCGCCGCUUCGGGAGGAAGAAAGGCGACGUCCGCGCGUUCAUCCUCUCAGCGCAGCCCCCCCCGCCCAACCUCGUCAAGCAAGGCGCCGAGACGAGGGUGAGCGAGCAGAUGCAAUGUGACGAAGCGAAGCGCAAGCGCGUCGCCGAGUUCUUCAUGCAGACGAGGGGGAUGGAUGAUCUCAUCAUCCUCUUCGACGGCAGGAGCCGGGCGAACCGCCGCGCCAUUGAGUCCAUGGAGGAGAAGUUGCAGACAGGCGGCCCCCGCGCGUUCGUUGAGCGCUGUUUCGCGCGCGCGCAGCCGACCAAGCAGGAGGGCCCACGGGCCGCGGCCAGGGCGCAUUUCUCGCCGCCACUCAAGGGCCCGCGGAAAGCGGCGCACCGUUCGGAGUUCAACGCGCGCGGCGAGACCUCGAGCGCAGCCGCGACAUACAGUGGCAUCCACGUGCGGCGCUUCUCGGAGCCCCACCGCAUGUCCCACGAGACCAAGACGAGCAUCCCGGGGGCUGCAUCUUGCGCCGCGCUCGAUGGCAAGCUAGCGCGCCUGCAGGGAGACAUCGACGAGAAGGGCCACCCGUUCUCGUACAACGAGGCGAAGCCCCUCAGCUUCUGGUUGACGAUCAUGGAGCACCACGAAGUGACCCACAUCGUGGACUUCACUGCAGGCUCUGGCGCCUUGGCUGUCGCUGCCUCUGGCGCAAUGGAGCACGGGGGCAUCGCUUGCCACGGUGCGCAUCGGGACUGGCUCGACUCCAUCGUGGACAGGCGCGUCACGCACAAGGCGGGCCACGAGGAGGGGCACGCGGAGCAAUUGGGCGGCGACGCGGAGUUCGUCGAGAAAACCAGCAAGUAUUUCAGCGGAACCACGACGGAGGCGCGCCGGUUGCCGAUGCCAGCGGCCGAGGAUGGCAACGAGGUUGAGGAGGGGCAUGAGGUUGACGCGAGCUUGGACGACAACUAG